GGAGGAGGAAUUUUAAAGGCACGGCAGUGGAGUUCGUUCGAUCGAUCCUACGGCCCGGCUGCUAAUCUAGUGCAGUCUGCUCAAAACUCUGCUGCGACUCGGAUUGAACUCAUCACCCGACAAUUUUCUGGGAUUGCCGGUGCUUUGCAUUUGGAGACACUCUAUUGGCUGCUGCAACUGCAGGACUGCUGGGGCUUCUUCUUUUGUUCCAGGUCAGCAUACCAUAAGCAUUCAGCAUACCAUAAGCAUUCAGCAAAUGUCUUCUCUUCAGUUAGAGGCCUCUGGCACAAGUGAGAGCACUGAUAAUAGUUCGUCACAAACACCAAAUAGAAGGGCACCAAUCUGGGAGUAUUAUGAGCCGGAAUUAGUCAGGAUAGAUGGUGCACUAAAAGCAAUUUGCAAGUACUGUGGAACAAAAUUGAUUGCAAACAGGAAAUCAGGUACAAACAGCCUUAGAACUCACAUUGCAGAGUACUGCCCCAAAGUCCCUAGUGAUGAUAGGAACAGAUUUGUCGCUACAAUGAAGAAAAAGCCAGAUGGUCCAUUCACCUUUAAUAAGCAGAGAAGUCGCGACCUGAUGAUUGCAUGGAUUGUUAGAGCUGAUGUAGCAUUCAACAAGUUUGAUGAUGAAGGUUUUGAGCCUUGGAUGGAGUCACUGCAACCCACUUUUAGCGGCAUAGGGAGACAAACGAUUCGUAAUGAUUGUGUUGCUAAGUUUGAGAGAGCAAAGAUAGAAUUAUGAAGUGAACUUCAGAGUCUUAGCUCUCGCAUAUGCUUCACUUCGGAUCUUUGGACAUCAAACCAAAAGUUGGGAUAUCUUUGUGUUACAGCCCACUAUAUUGGCCCUGAUUUUGUUUUGAAGAAAAAGAUAAUUGCAUUUAAGGAUGUGAAGUAUCCACAUACAGGUGUUGCUAUUGAGGAAGCCAUUACAACUGUUCUGACAGACUAUGGAAUCAAAUAGAAGAUGUUCACAAUAACACUGGACAAUGCAGCAAACAACAAGACAGCUUGUGAUCUUCUGCAAGAAAGCGGAAAGCAAGACAUGUUAUUUGGUGGUGAGCAUCUUCUUGUUAGAUGUUGUGCUCAUAUACUCAACAUUCUUGUGCAAGACGGUAUGAAUGUUGCUAGUGCUGUGAUAGAAUUGAUAAGAGACCUAAUUAGGAACAUUAACUCAUCACCAGCGCGUAUCCAGAAUUUCAAUGAGAUAGCUCAAAGAGAAGGUCUUACUGCAAAGGCUGGUUUAGUCCUUGAUGUUCCAAAUCGUUGGAACUCAACAUAUGCCAUGAUUAUGGAGGCAGCAAAGUACAAGACCGUCUUGAAACGAUAUGCCACAGUAAACCAGCAACCAUUUCCAACCAAAUCUGAGUUUAGUAAAGUUGAGUCCAUUGGUGAAUUCCUUGGAGUUUAUGAAGAAACUACCAGGACGUUCUCAGCUGAUAGAUAUCCAACAUCCCACAUGUUCCUGGAUAAUGUGCUUUGCAUCCAUCAAACUCUGAGAAGUCCAGAAUGGCACAAGGAUCAGUUUAUCACUGAUUUGGCAAAUACAAUGGAUAAGAAAUUUGAUAAGUAUUGGAAUGGAAAUUACAAUAUGCUCCUUCCUAUUUGCAGCAUACUUGAUCCAAGAAAGAAACUUGACCUCCUUGAUUUCUUCUAUGAGAAGGUGUGCAGCAACUUUAUUGACAUUGAAAUUAGCACAAAUAUGAUUAAAGAGUGGCUUCGCAAGUAUUUUAGGAAGUAUGAAGAGGUUAUAAGAAGAAAUAAAACAAAUGUGGUGUCACAAACUGCACAGUCCACAAGCAUGGUGAACCGUUCUCCAGUGCUAGUGCUAGGAAAAAGAAGACUGGAACAAGAAUUUGCUGAAUACAGGAAUCGGAGGAGAGGGACUAGGAUUGAAAAAUCAGAACUUGAUGCAUAUCUAGAAGAGCCACCAGUGAGACCAGAUGAAAGAUUUGAAAUUCUGACUUGGUGGAAAACAAACUCCAACAAGUAUCCUGUGCUGUCAGCAAUGGCACGUGAUUUUUUAGCAAUUCCACUCAGCACUGUUUUGUCUGAAUCUGCAUUCAGCUUGAGCGGUCGGAUUCUUAGUGACAAUCAAAGCUCAAUGAAACCAUAAACUCUUCAAGCUUUG
Panicum virgatum (switchgrass) is the source of this 2128-nucleotide messenger RNA. Its product is annotated as zinc finger BED domain-containing protein RICESLEEPER 2-like. Gene Ontology annotation, molecular function: DNA binding; protein dimerization activity. The record is from RefSeq and is a predicted model, not a curated record. Bases 965 to 2113 code for a protein of 382 amino acids. NCBI's taxonomy places the organism in Eukaryota, Viridiplantae, Streptophyta, Magnoliopsida, Poales, Poaceae. The transcript has 3 exons.